Messenger RNA from Hibiscus syriacus, 1310 nucleotides. RefSeq names its product heavy metal-associated isoprenylated plant protein 7-like. The coding region runs from base 88 to 1071 and encodes 327 amino acids. The record is from RefSeq and is a predicted model, not a curated record. Gene Ontology annotation, molecular function: metal ion binding. Lineage: Eukaryota; Viridiplantae; Streptophyta; Magnoliopsida; Malvales; Malvaceae. The transcript has 5 exons.
UUACUUCCACAUCUCAGAAUUCUCUGCGAUUCACAUAGUUUUAAGUGCUUCUCUUCACAGAGACAGAAAACAAAUAAGCUCUCGUCAAUGGGGGUGGAAGAAGAUAAACCUGCAGAGGAGAAGAAAAUGGAGGAGAAAGAACCUGAGAAAGAUGGAAAGAAAGUAGAAGAAGCUGCAGCUAAAAAGCCAGCAGAGGAAAAGAAAGGUGAAGACACUAAGGAGGAAAUGCCGCCGCAAGAGAUCAUCUUGAAGGUUUACAUGCAUUGCGAAGGCUGUGCCCGGAAAGUUCGCCGCUGUCUCAAGGGCUUUCAAGGGGUUGAAGAUGUAACGACGGAUUGCAAGAGUAAUAAAGUGGUGGUGAAAGGAGAUAAAGCCGAUCCUUUGAAAGUUCUCGAGAGAGUUCAAAGGAAGAGUCAUCGGACGGUGGAGCUUCUUUCACCGAUUCCGAAACCACCGAUGCCGGAGGAGAUAAAGGCAGAGGAAAAAGAGAAACCCAAGCCUGAAGAGAAGAAAGAAGAGCCGGCGCCGACCACGGUGCUUCUGAAAGUUCACAUGCAUUGUGAAGCUUGUGCUCAGGAAAUCAAGAAAAGGAUUCAAAGAAUGAAAGGGGUGGAAUCAGCUGAACCAGAUCUAAAGAGCUCCGAGGUGACGGUGAAGGGAGUGUUCGAACCACCGAGACUGGUGGAGUACGUGUAUAAAAGAACCGGGAAACACGCUGUGAUAGUGAAGCAAGAGCCGCCGCCGGCCGACAAGAAAGAAGAAGGAAAAGAAAAACCCGACGAUGGCAAGAAGGAAGAGAAAAAAAGUGGAGGAGGUGAAGGCGGUGAGAAACUGAAGAAAGAGUCCGGCGCUGAAGAGGAGAACAAAGAUAAAAAGGACGAAGGUGAUGAAACCAAGGAAGACCAAGCAGCGGCCGCGGAAGAAGCGGCGGAGGAGACGAAAGUGGCGGUGGAAGUGAAGAAAAACGAAUACUAUUACUACCAGCCAAGGUAUGUUACGGAGUUUUAUGCGUAUCCGCCUCCGCCUCAGAUCUUCAGUGAUGAGAAUCCUAAUGCUUGUACCGUCAUGUAAAAACAAGGAAGAUUGAAGGGCAUUAUAGGGGAUAAAAAAAGAAAGAAAGAAAAGAACAUUGAGCCGUCUUGCUCUUCACCGUGUCCCCCUUCAUUGUACUGUGUAAGCUCUGCCUAAUGGCUGUAAUAUUAUUGGGGAAAAAGGGGUAUAAUCUACAGAAUUAUCUGUAGAAUUUUGUUAGAGUUGUACUUUUUUUAUAUCAUAUAAAUAAUGAUAAAUCGUAAGAUAUAAAUUUCAAA